UUUUAUUUUAACUUGAAUUUUUAUACAUAAAAAAUUAUUACUUAUAAGAGGUUUUUUAUAAUGGAAAUUAAAAUGAAAUUAAUGUUUCUAAUUUAUCUGAUAUAUGUAACAACAGCUCAAAAUGAGAGAACACAGAGGAAUGAAAACACCGUCGAUGAUGAAAGAAAAACCAGUGAAACAGAAAGCGAACGAAGUAGAAGGGAAACGGGAUCGGAAUUCGAACGUCGCAAGUCUGGCCAAACAGGUUUGGAGACAGUGACGAUGACUGGAAAUUCUAGAUCUCAAUAUAAACACAGAAAACAAGGACAGGUCAAAGCUGUUGGAAAAUUCCGUUCACGUGGAAUGGGUAGAUACGGUUUAGUAUCAUCAGAAUCUACAUAUUAUGUAAUUGAAGGCAAGUUCGAUAGAUAUGGUCGAAAGAGACCUACUAAGUCGAACUUCAAAACUCGUGGAAAAGAAAAAAAAUAUUCUAAAAAAAUUGUUGAUAAUCAAUUUGAUAUUAAAGGUGGUUUAAUUGAAGAACGUAAAUAUAAACAAACUGGUGAUUAUCAAGCGAACGGUACUCAUGUUUAUAUUGAUCUUCAAUCUGAACGCCAGAAAUCUUUGUCUUCAAGAGUAAAGCAGAACGAAGACAAAAGUAAAGAAAAGGAAACGGAGAAAAAAUCAUCGUUUAACAGUACCUUGACAAAUUCAUUUGGUUUUCAAAAAUAAAACAUUUCAACAAUUGUGCGAUUAUGAUUUAUAUUUGACUAUAAUAAAACUAAUAUCGAUUUUCAUGUUAAUAACCUUUUAAAAUGAUAAUUUGUUUAUUCAUUUUGAUCUUCACACAUAUAAUUGAUAAAUAAUAAGAUCUGUUAUUUAUAUAUUGUAAGCAAUACAUCGAUUUUUAAAAUAACGAUAUGAUUAAUUUCUAAAAGUCUCUCAUGACUAAGACAAAUCAUACUAAAAUUAAGGAGAUGAAUUAAUUGUUCAUUGCCUCCUGAUUUCUGGUAAUUGUGUAACUCACAUCGAUUCGUGAUCUUCAUAAUAAAUAGUUGUUAUCGAACCCGAGCGUUUGUAUCUGUAUUGAAACAACUCACCCCCAUUGUUCUUAGUGUAAUCCUGUUUUCGCAUAACUGAUGUAAUAUGUUGUUUAUGAGCUAGAACUACAAGAAGGUUCAUCUAGCUGUGAGUUUCAUUAUAGUUUUUUAAUAAUUUGUAAUUAGUUGCAU
Schistosoma guineensis is the source of this 1211-nucleotide messenger RNA. NCBI's taxonomy places the organism in Eukaryota, Metazoa, Platyhelminthes, Trematoda, Strigeidida, Schistosomatidae. The record is from the annotation of a GenBank genome assembly.